Messenger RNA from Opisthocomus hoazin, 4870 nucleotides. The record is from RefSeq and is a predicted model, not a curated record. NCBI's taxonomy places the organism in Eukaryota, Metazoa, Chordata, Aves, Opisthocomiformes, Opisthocomidae.
AUCUAUGACUGGAUGGACAUGCUGGUGGAUGAUCAUCCCAGCCUUGUUAGCAAGAUCCAGAUCGGGCAGAGCUACGAGAACAGAUCCCUGUACCUGCUGAAGUACCUGCCGGCACUGGCCGCCGACUGGCUGCAGGGACCCUACCUCUACAAACUCUACCAGCACUACCGCUUCCUGGAGGGCCAGAUCGCCAUCCUCUACGUCUGCGGGUUCGCCUCCAGCGUCCUUUUCGGGUUGGUUUCUUCUUCUUUAGUCGAUCGCUUGGGUCGGAAGAAAUCCUGUGUCCUUUUUUCCUUGACCUAUUCGGUUUGUUGUUUGGUCAAACUCUCCCGGGAUUAUCUGGUGCUGGCGGUGGGGAGGGUUUUAGGGGGGUUGUCGACGGCGUUGCUCUUCUCCGCCUUCGAGGCGUGGUAUGUCCACGAGCACGUGGAGCGAUACGAUUUUCCGGCCGAGUGGAUCGCCGUCACCUUUUCCCGAGCGGCUUUUUGGAACAACGUCAUCGCCGUGGGGGCCGGGGCGACGGCCGAUUUCUUCGCCGAGUGGUUGGGGUUGGGCCCGGUGGCCCCGUUCAUGGUCUCCAUCCCCCUCCUGGUGCUGUCGGGGGUCUUUGCCGUGAAAAAUUGGGACGAGAACUAUGGGAAGAAACGAGCUUUCUCCAAAACCUGCGGCGACGGUUUGAAAUGCCUCCUCUCCGACCGACGCGUCCUUCUCCUGGGCGCCAUCCAGGCUCUGUUUGAAAGCGUCGUCUACAUCUUCAUCUUCCUCUGGACGCCCGUCCUAGAUCCCCACGGCGCUCCCCUGGGCGUCGUCUUCUCCGGCUUCAUGGCCGCCAGCAUGCUGGGCUCCUCGCUCUACCGCCUGGCCAUCUCCAAGCGGUACCACCUCCAGCCCGUCCACCUCCUCGCCCUCGCUGUCCUCCUCGUUUUCUUCUCCCUCUUCAUGCUCACCUUCUCCACCAGCCCCGGGCAGGAGAGCCCUGCUGAGCCCUUCCUCGCCUUCCUCCUCAUCGAACUCGCCUGCGGGCUCUACUUCCCAGCCAUGGGUUUCCUCCGACGGAAAGUGGUGCCAGAGAAGGAUCGCCUGGGGGUGAUGAACUGGUUUCGCCUCCCCCUGAACUUACUGGCCUGUCUGGGUUUACUGGUUCUGCACGACAGCGACCGUCAGACGGGCACCAGGAGCAUGUUCGGCGUCUGGGCCUCGGAGCGGUUCCUCGGGGUGCUGGCUGAGAGCUGCCAGUUCGUCGUCUACUCCCUCGGCGAGUACGCCAAGAGGAGCAAGCAGCAGCCCUUCAGCCAGGAAGACGUGCUCGGCCUCUGUGCCUUCACCGAGGAGCACUGCCGCGUCCUCCACCGGCUGCUGGAGAGGGCGGCAGGCUGGCCGGGUCUGGAGCAGCUGAUGGCGGGCUGCAGGAGGAGCAUGGCGUGGAUGCUGGGGGGGCUGGACGGGCUCCCUGAGAGCGAGCGAGCCAAGUACCUCGACGUCACCGCAUCGUGUGCGUUCAAGCUGGCCUACAUCUUCUACAGCCAGAACCUCCACGAGGAGGCCAGCUCCGUCUGCCAGCUCUUCUGCAAGAGGCUGCAGACAGCAGAUGCCUACGCGUGUCCAGAGAUACCCCCAGAGAGGGUAAGCGCUUGCCUGAUGCUUCUGGCGGAAACGGGGGCGCUGAAGCCGGUUCUCUGUGCUCUCCCUGCAGCUGGGGGGCGGGCCGCGCGGCGGGGCCGGGUCGGGGAGCUGCUGGCAGAGCCCGUCUCCCUCUGGGUCAGGGUCAAAACGGAUGCUGCGAAGCAGGGAGCCGAGGAGUUACGGUUACGGACCCUGAAGGAAGGCUUGGAGGGGCACAGCCUGGACACGGAGACCUUGGUGACCAUCCUCUUUGCGGAGUUGAAGGCCUACAAGACGGUCCGAGCUGACACAGGGCAGGAACGCUACAACGUCCUAUGUGACCUGCUGGAGAUCUGCUCAGAGGAGAGCGGCCGCCUGCACCAGCGAGCUGUCUGCUCGACGGAGCUGGCCCAGGUCUUGUGCUACCACAGCUACGCCCAGCAGACGGACUGCUCCUCCCUGGACUCGGUCCGUGAAGCCUUGCGGCUGCUGGAGUUGGUGCCCAGGACGGCCCAGAACCGGGACCAGCUCCUCGAUGACCGGGCGCAGGCUCUGCUCUGGCUCUACAUCUGCACCCUGGAGUCCAGGCUGGAGAAGGGGGAGAGGGACCAGAGAGCCAAAGCUCAGGGGCUGAAGAACCUGGAUGACUUUGAGCCAAACGACCUCAACUACGAAGGCAGGCUGCUGGAGGACAGGUUCCUGUACGACGGUAUCUCCUUCAACCUGGCGACAGAAACUGGUGAGGGGAGAGUCUAUGGGGGGCUUAUAGGAACCCUGUGGGACCCCCGUGCGGUGCCCUCAGCUUUGUCCAAAAGCCUGGACGACGCCUUCGCCUUGUGGAAGCAGCUCCUGGCGUCGCCGGGCGUCCCGGCCGUGCGCAGCCCCGAGCAGACUGUAGCCUCCCUGCACCUCCUGGCAGCUCUCUACAAACUGAUGGCCAAGCCCUUGCAAGCCAUGGAGAGCUACCUCCUGGUCAGAGGCCUGUGCAGUGCGCUCGGGGACAGCCUGGGCACGGCCAGUGCCCUGUGCCAGGUCACCAAGCUGCUCUUCCAGCUGGAGUGCCCCAGCUACGCCCAGCUUUUCCUGCAGGAGAUGGAGUCCUGCCUGCAGAAAGCCGACAGCAGCGAGGAUUCCUACCUGCUGCUGCAGCAAACCUGCCUCCUGCUCCGCAGCCAGCUGUGCUGCAUCAGCCGCCAGAUUGAAGAGGGUCUCACCCUGUUGCUGGAGGUGCUCCAGAACUCGGCUCUGCAAAAAAUCACCAAGGUCUGGUACCUGCUGCGAGCCCAUGUCCUUCAGCUGGUGGCCAUCUCCCCCAGCCUGCCCCGUGCCCGCCUCUCGCUGGAGCUCCGGCAGCAGAUCUUUGUGCGAGGUGAGUUGCCAGGGGAUAGGGGAAUUUGGGGGAGCCACUCUGUGCUGGGGCCGGGGGGGGGGGCCACCCUCCGGCUGAUGGGCAGCAGCUUGCUGGGCUGUCAGACAACGGCAUCCGACGCCCAGUUUGUGGAUUACGGGGACAACCUGCUGCUGAAGUGGCAAGUGCUGGAAAACAUGCUGGCCUGCUCGGAGCACCUGGUGGCUCUCCUCAGCAGGCUGGAGGUGGUGUGUAAAGCCAAAGCCUUCUGCUUGGAGGCCGUCAAGCUGGCCAUGAAACUGCAAGCCACGCGGUGGUGUACGUCCUUCCUGGUGCUGAAGGCCCAGCUGGAGCUGCAGCAGCGUGAGCUGGAGCUGAGCCACUUUGACCUGCAGCAGGCUCUCUUCCUCUUGGAGUCUGACACCGAGUUUAAAGCCAGCAAGAAGCAGAAAGGCCAGACGAAGAUCCUGCCCAGGAAGGGCAAACUCGAGGGCAAGAAGCCACAGGACCCCGUCUCUGAGCCCCCCAGGGAAGAGGAGGGUUUCCUGAAGGGCCCUGCGCUGGAGUUUGUGGCCACGGUGAGCGGGCUGGAGAAGACAGAUGCUCUCACCGGCUCACCGGUGCUGAAGCCUGAGAGGAGGAAGAGACUGGCCUUCCUCACCCACCUGGCAGCCUGCCCGUGCCACCUCUGCUCCGACCUGGCCCUCUCGGCGCUCUGCCUGCGCUGGCUCCUCUCCAGUGCCCAGGGCGAGCUGGCAGCAGGCAGCACGGCCGAGGGACUGGCUCUGAUCCGUGCCGUGCUGCCACGCUGUGCUGCCGUGGCCACCCGCUUCGCCACCGUGCUGCGAGACAAGCUGUGGGGGGGCUGGGGCACCCGCCGAGCAGGGGCUGUGGAGGAGAAGAGGGAGCGGAUGACCCGCAGGGCUCCCAGCAAGAGAGCCGAGGAGGAGCGGGAGCUUCUGAGGGCCGCUGAGGAAGAGGAGAAGGUGGAGGAAGAGCUUGAGGUCAGCAUUGAGGUCCUGCGGGUCUCCGAGGAAGAGGAGGGAGCCCCAGAUGUCUCCUCGCUGGACACGGUCCUCGAGUUCCUGAAAGAAGCUUUCAGCUCCAUCAGCCACUGCCCUCCCGGCACGCUCUACAGCCAGCUCUGCCAGCUCCUGGCUCUGGCCACGGGGAGCCAGGACCCCCUCUCCACCGCCUACCUGCUCUCCGAGUCGGUCUCCAUCACCACGCGCCAUCAGCUGCUCAGCAUCCUCCACAGGAAGCUCCACAAAGAGAAGAAGUCAGCAGGGGACGUGGCUGAGCAGCUCCGUGGGCUCUCCUUGCAGGAGGGGAGCACCGCCCAGCGCAGCCAGCACCUCGCCGAGCUCGAGAGACUCUUCAUGUUCAGCUCUGCAGGGCUGGGGCCCGAGGUGCGGGACGGCUUCCGGACGCAGCUGCAGCAGAUCCCCAGCGGGGUGACCGUGUGCGUGCUGCCCCUCGCCGGCGUCCAGCCUGGCUGCGUCGGGGACACGCUGCUGCUGACGUCGGCUGAGCCCCGGAAGGCUCAGCUGCUGUUGCAGGAGGCGGGGGAGAAGCGGAGAGCCUGCGCCAAGCAGACCGGCGGCUCCCUCGUCCUGGUUCUGGAUAAACACCUGCAGAAGCUGCCCUGGGAGAGCAUGGCGUGCCUGAAGGCUGUGCCCGUAACCAGGCUCCCUUCCCUGCGCUUCCUGCUCAGCUACUCCCUGGCGCAGAAGCGGGCAGGGUCUGUGCUGAGCCACGGCGUGAACCCCAGCAGCACCUUCUACGUCCUCAACCCGCACAGCAACCUCCUGGGCACCGAGGAGCGAUUUCGGGGCUGGUUCGAGAGUGAGCCCGGCUGGAGGGGGGUGACAGGAGCCGUCCCGAGCCCCAAGCAGAUGCAGGCAGCCCUCCCGGCGCCCG